Messenger RNA from Oikopleura dioica, 717 nucleotides. Lineage: Eukaryota; Metazoa; Chordata; Appendicularia; Copelata; Oikopleuridae. The record is from the annotation of a GenBank genome assembly.
AUGAUCGCAAAUUAUGAAAACGAAGAACAAAUCAAGAAAGAGCGCAAAAAACUGAUUGAAGAAAACAAAGUCCUUUUUGUACCAUCGAUUUCAUCACUUGUUUUGGUGGAAAAUGCUUCAGAAAAUGAAAAGAUCAUCGAAAUAUACAAAGAAAAACUGGUCAAAUUACGGGAGUCUUCUCAGAACAUCGAAAAUGUCAUUAUUCUAACACAGACAAGUCUUUUACGAUUGCUUGAAAUUCCCAAAAAAGUGGAAGCGGUGGCAAAAGAACAAAUGGCUGAGAAGCAAAAAUCAAGUUCAGAAGGAUUAAAGACACACAGAGGAUACAUCAAAUGGUUCAACCAAGAACGUGGUUUCGGAUUUAUUGUUCAAGAUGGUGAUUGUUCCGAAGUUUACAUGAAGAAAACGAGCGUUGAACAAAUUGGUAAGAUGCUUAUGCUCAAGAAUGGUGAAAGAGUCGAAUACAACGUGCGACCUGGGCACAAAGGUAUGGAAGCGAUCGCAAUCUCUGCUCCAGAAAAAGAGACUCUGACAGAAGCACAAGCCAAAAAAAGAAGAAAAAGAAGGUUGAAAAGAAUUGAAAAGGCGAAAAAAGAGACGGCUGAUUUGAAGAAAUUCGGGAGUUUUUACAAUGCAAACAAGUCAAAAUCGAAGUCAACGAAUGAGUUGUGCACUUUUCCUGUUAUCGCCAAGCAGUUCAAAGAGUGUCAAUAUUAA